Messenger RNA from Micropterus dolomieu (smallmouth bass), 4621 nucleotides. Its product is annotated as forkhead box protein O3-like. Gene Ontology annotation, molecular function: DNA-binding transcription factor activity, RNA polymerase II-specific; RNA polymerase II cis-regulatory region sequence-specific DNA binding. The coding region runs from base 1 to 2226 and encodes 741 amino acids. Gene Ontology annotation, biological process: regulation of transcription by RNA polymerase II. The transcript has 2 exons. Lineage: Eukaryota; Metazoa; Chordata; Actinopteri; Centrarchiformes; Centrarchidae. The record is from RefSeq and is a predicted model, not a curated record. Gene Ontology annotation, cellular component: nucleus.
AUGUUGAUGAUGGAGGACGACGAAUUAGACGCUCAUCAGGUUGAUUCGGAUUUCGAGCCGCAAAGCCGGCCUCGCUCAUGCACCUGGCCGCUGCCUUGCCCGGAGGAUUUCCCCGGUGGACACGAGGUCAGCGGGGGUCUUCCACUGGCCAACAUCAAGGUGGAACCAGAGGACGUCCCGGCUUGCAGAGCGGGGCUCGUGGGCGGAACGCCGGGAGAGCUGAAGCAUCCAGCCGGCGCCCCGGCACCCACAGGCGCGACGCACCCAUGCCUGGCUGGCGCGGCGCUCGAUGUGACCGGACCGCUGCGCAAAGCCAAAUCCUCGCGGCGGAACGCGUGGGGGAACCAGUCCUACGCGGAUCUCAUUACCCGCGCAAUUGAGAGCACCCCAGAAAAGAGACUCACGCUGUCACAGAUAUACGACUGGAUGGUCCGUUAUGUGCCCUAUUUCAAGGAUAAGGGCGACAGUAAUAGCUCAGCGGGCUGGAAGAACUCCAUCCGACACAAUCUAUCCCUCCACACACGUUUUAUCAGGGUGCAGAAUGAGGGAACAGGGAAGAGUUCUUGGUGGAUGCUGAACCCAGAUGGAGGGAAGAUGGGCAAGGCCCCCCGCCGGCGAGCAGUCUCCAUGGACAACAGCACCAAAUACCUAAAAAGCAAAGGCCGCGUCAGAGGCAAGAGAGUCGGCCGUCCUGGGAUAGGAGCAAGCUCUGUGGUGGGGCUCCAGGGCUCCCCUGAUCAUGGCAGCCCACCACGGAAAGGCCUCCCAGGAGUUGGAGGUGCAGCUGUUACAGAUGGAGAGUUUGACGCUUGGACAGACCUCCAUUCCAGGGCUAGUUCAUCAGCCUCCACCCUGAGUGGGCGUCUGUCACCCAUCCUCGCAGAGGGAGAGCCAGAGGAACCAGAGGAGGGUGGCCUGUCGUGUGCCACUUCUCCACACCUCUACCCCUCACCAACCAGUGCUCGCUCUCCAUCCAUGGGAGCAGGGAAUCGCUGUCCUCCGCUGGAGCAGUUGCCUCAGCUGGCUAACCUGACAGGUGCCAUCAGUCUGGAUGAGCAGCUAAUGGAGGAUGGUUAUCAUCACCAUCACCCGCACCAGCAUCAACACCAGCAGCAUCCGGCUGUUGGCAGACAUAAGCACCAAACCCCUGUCUACCACUACAGCUCUGGAGUGAAGGGGCAGAGCCCCUACGGUGCAGGUGUCUAUGGUGCAACAGGCAUGGGGAUGCUGUGCCACCACUCACCCAUGCAGACCAUUCAGGAGAACAAGCCAGCCAGUUUCUCUGGAACCAUGCGGGCGUACUCCAGCACCAAUGCCCUACAGAGUCUGCUAACGGGGGGUCCAGCUGGGCAACAAUACUGUUCCAAGGACAUGAUGCUGGGACAGGAGAGGGAAAGCCAUCCUAUGAUGGGUCAAGCUAGUAAUGGAGUAGGCUCCAACCAUCACAGCCAUCACCCUGGCCAUCACAAUGGCCAAGGUGGUGGCUGUCACAGCUCAGCUGGAGGGGGAGGGAGACACAACUCAGCUCAUAGCCAUAACAGAACUCACAGCCAUACUCAUAGUCACAACAAUGUAACCAACCACAACCACAACUCACCUCACAGCCUCACUCACAACAGCCACAACCUCAGCCAGAGCCAUAACCACACACCGCCCCGAGCUGCGGCCCUGACCCCACAAGGCAACAGCAAUCAGCUGCAGACCUACAACCACAAAGCUCCCUACCUGUACAGCCCCCCAUCACAUGCCCACCUCCCUGCCUCCACCACUCUCCCCCCAAAUCCAGCAGGUAUGCUUGGCAUGCCCCAGGACUCCUGCCAUGUGGCCACCGCCCCACACCCGCACCCCCGUCACAACCAUUACCCCGACCUACUACACCAAGGCAUGACUAAUGGACCCUACCACCAUGGCCAGGGGAUGGGGAAUGGAAGUGUUGGUAGCAACUACCAUGGCUAUCACCAACCUCACCCCCAUGAGAGACUACCAGCUGACCUGGACAUUGACAUGUUCCACGGUAGCUUGGACUGCGAUGUUGAGUCCAUACUCCUCCAUGACAUUAUGGACUCUGGGGAGGAGAUGGACUUUAACUUUGACUGCUCCCUUGCCCAGGGGGUGGGCAUAGGCAUGGGUAUGGGCAUGGGUGUGACAAUGGGCAUGGGGAUGGGAAUGAGUGGUCUGGCUGGUCCACAGCAAGCCCAUAGCAACCAGAGCUGGGUGCCAGGCUGAGGUCUAGGACAACACAUCCUACCCUCUGAAACAACUACCCUGUCCAUGAAGCACUGUGCUCAACUGUGACAUUCCUGACUUGACACAGAGGCUAUAGGAAUAACACUCCCGUCUCUCUUUGUUGUCUUGACAAUUCUCUCCUCUUUUGUCCCCCCCCCCAGAGAUCUAGUCCAUGUCACGUUAGGUUUUUCUUCAUAUCAGCUAUACUGUGAUGACAAUCUCUCAGCUGUGCUAGCCCAACAUUGCUUCUCAUCUACCAUGAGAACUGAACUCUCAAUGCACUUUAUUGCAAGUGGGACACAUCUCACAGUGUAACACGUUCACAGAGCAGCUCAGGCAGAGUGUGGCAUGUUUUGUAAGGUGGCUGCAGCCUUUGACGGCAACAAAUGAGGAAAUCAUAAGCUCCGAUGAUGAAGUGUCAAAUUUUGGCAUUGAAUUAAAAUUGGACUUGUCAUUGACAGUGGUGAGGACAAUAUUGUUCUGUAGCAAAAAAUAGUUGCUUUAUGAUUAGAUCCUUGCUUUUUCAAAUUCAUUGUUAGCACAAAGCUUUAGACAUUGGCUGUUCUUCAUCACUCACCUUACCACAUUUAAACUAUGAAUUAUUACAAUAUUGUUGAUGGAACCCUGAUUAGACACUGAUCUGAAAUGUAUUUAUACAAUAAAUUUAAAUAGAACUCUGAUGUGAAACCAGUUUUCCAUUUUAAUGAUAAUUCUCCUCAGAUCAGGUCUUACAUUAGCAGUCCCGUUUACAUUUAUAGCUUCAUGCAUUUAGUCCUUGGUGCUUUGACUUUUCUCUUGGAUAUAACACUUUGUUCAUGCCCUUCUGCCAUUGGUUAGAGAAUAUUGUCACUACAUCAUUAAAUGGAUUCUAUCAUUACCGGCCAGCAUGCAAUUUGGUGUAUUAAAAUGUCGUAUCCCCUUGUCUCACCUGGGCUUCUCGUGCCAGUUACACUCUCUCUCUCUCUCUCUCUCUCUCUCUCUCUCUCUCUCUCUCUCUGCCUGCCAGUGGAGACAAAGUGACCAUUCCUCACACCAAGCCAUUAAUGUGGCUUGAUUGAAAUUCAGCAUCUUGCUUUUAAUCUCCAAAGUGAUGCGGCAGCGAUGCGUCAUUAUUGAGAGUCUAACGGGUUGUCCUCUCAUCUCUCACCCUGGUCGUCCGGGCCGCAGCUUGCCUCUCCAACUUAAUGCGCCGAGAAAGUGAGACAAAACUGUGAUUAACGCCAAGUCACUCUGCCUGCUGUCCUGCUCUGAGAAGGGCCAAUGUCACUGUCCGCUUGCUUGCUCACAGAGGGUACAAAAAGGAAAAGAUGGAGACAAGGAUAGAACAAAAGUCUGUUGUUGCAGUGGGAUCAAUCAUCAGCCUCAGUUUCCAUGCUCUUCAGGUGUGUGUGUCUGAAAACAGGUAGUGUUCGUAUUGUAAAUCCUCUCCAUUAUCUGUAUUUUGUGUUCCUCUGUUCCCAUGUUUUCAGUGCUUAUACCCUGAGCUUCAAAUACUCAUUUAAGGAGAAAACAAUCAGCCAAUCUGAGUGGCAUCAGUCUAUGUCAAACAGGGUUGUAAUGCCCUACAGCCAUCCCCAUCCACUUUUUGCGUGUUUAUUCUGUUGUCUUGUAGUUGAUGUUGUUGUAUUGUUGAAAUUCUAAGGACCAACGAGGACAGCGCUGAAAUAUUCAUAAUGUAAGGGUGGAAUUCAAUGGUGAAAUGAUGUUGGUAUGACCUUCCUAUGCUCCAACCGUGCACCCCUCCCACAUGAGCUCUGCUCAAUUGUCUCUGUUUGUGAAUGGCGGAGUCUGAAGCUUGUUUCUCACUGGCCUUGGGAGAGAAAAAAAGAGGACAACCCCAUUCUCUAGUUCCCUUAAGGAGACUCUCUGCACUUGGUCUGUACCUAGUACGGCACACAAAUAAAAUGAGGGGGGUGGGGGUUAUUAUUAUACAGCCAAAGGUCAAGCACGGCACAGACUAUCAGACCCAUUAUUGAGGUAAAUACCUUUAUUUCAGGGCUUUUAGCCGCGCUGGUUCCAGUUAAUCUCCAUGUGGAAAAUGCAUGGAAUUUUCUAAGCAAAUGGGCCUCACAAAGCAGUUCAGUUAUAACCUAUGCUACAUUUAGCAAUGCCGUGCUAUUGGAAAGAGAGCUAUAUAUGAUGUCUAAUUUUCUUAUAUUUAUUUAUGAAAGAGAUUGGUCUUUGUCACUCUUAAAUGUGGUAGUUGUUUGAGUCAACUCCUAUCCCCUUCUUCUUUUUUUCUCAGUUUUUUAAGAUAUCACUCUCCCUUUGCCCCUUUUACUGACUUUUAUUUUGUAUAAAAUCUAUAUAUUAAGAAUACUGUAUAAUAGUUUUUAAAAUCUUAAAAUAAUAUCAGUUUUGUUGUCCAUUUCUUUUUUAAGAGAAUGUAUCUCAU